AUUGCAAGUCAGGUCAAUUAUCAAAGGCUACACAAUUAUUAAGCCUUAUGAUUGUCUUGGGAGUUCCUUCCUCUGUCACUGUUUGGAGCAUUUUGAUUGAUGGAUAUUCUAAAUCCGGCAAUCUUGAUUUUGCCGGUCAAUUGAUUGCUAAGAUGGUCUCUAGUGGACAUAAGCGUACUGUGGUAACAUGCACAGCUUUAGUAAAGGGAUAUUUGGAAUCUCAUAGGCCUAGCCAUGCAUUCAAGAUCCUAGACACCAUGAAACAUAAAGGAUGCUACCCUGAUCUGGUCAUGUGCAACAUGCUAAUAGAUUGUCUCUCAAAAAUGGGGAGCUAUGAUGAUGCAAUUAUCAUUUUCUGUAGUUUAGGUGAACGUGGACUGACCCCUGAUUCUUAUACACUUGCCUCAAUCAUGUCAACUUUGUGUUUAUGCAAGGAGUUCACCCUCUUGCCUGUACUAAUCAGUGGAUUAGAGAUAAUACUCGAUUUAGUUGUGUGUAACUCAUUUAUGAGUUUCUAUUGCAAAGCUGGUUAUCCUCGUGGCGCUGUUGAGUUUUGUAAUGACAUGAUGCAUAGACGUUUCCUACCCGAUAACUAUACAUCUGCUGGAUUAUUGAGUGGGUUAUGCAGGGUAGGCAAGAUUACUCAGGCAGUUGAUGUAGCUGGUGAAUUUCGUCAAGCUAUUAGAUUAUUUCGGAAUGCCUUGGCCGAGAAGUCCCAACUGGAUGUUGUUUCAUAUACUAUUGCCAUUGACGGACUAGUCAAAGCCAGUCAUGUUAGAGAUGCGUAUGUUUUAUUUAAUGAGAUGAAGGACAUCGGUUUGGCUCCAAAUAUAUACACUUACAGUUUGAUGUUGUUUGGAUUGUGCAAGGAUGGAGAUCUUGGAAUAGUAAAAAAGCUGCUUGCCGAGAUGAUUGAUGGAGGCAUUAAGUUCAACCAUAUUAAUUUUAGGUUGAUGAAGAACAUUUUGAGAAAAAGGCGGGGUCUAUGCUCUGACAGCAAUUAUGCAACAAUCAAUGAUGACAAGCACAUCGUCUCUGGAAGAGGACUGGCGGUAAAGUUUGAGCAACAAACGGACAAAGGAUCAGCUCCGCCGGCGCCGCAGAAGCAUCAGUUUGACGACUAUGCGGAGGAUAAAUCCUACGGCGAGGUUAACAGGAUCAUCAAUAGCCGGGCAGCCGAAGGCGGAAGAGGGAUGGAAUACCUGAUCGAGUGGAGAGACGAACACCCCCCGACCUGUAUCCCUUCCGAUCUCAUCGCCAAGGACGUCGUCGCGGAGUACGAGAUCCCCUGGUGGACGGGCGUCAAAAAGGCCGGCGAAUCCUCCUUGCGGGAGCUCUUAAACGCCGGCGACGGCGGGAGGGACGCGGACGCCGUGGACGAGGACGGGCGCACGGCUCUACUCUUCGUCUCCGGGUUUGGAUCCGAGGAUUGCUUGGUUCUGCUAGGUGAUUCUGGUGUCGGAAAAAGUUGCAUUGUUCUACGUUUUGUUCGUGGUCAAUUUGAUCCAACAUCAAAGGUUACUGUUGGGGCUUCCUUUCUAUCUCAGACAAUAACGUGUGUCAGUGUUUUUGAUUGGCGUGCUGUCUUGCUUGAUUGCAGGCAUGGAUGACAAAACAUAGCGCUUAAAUUAUUCAUCCGCCUAAAAAAAUCUAAGAAAUCAAAUGGUCUAAUUAUUCCAGCCGGCGCACACAUCGUGCUUCACCCAUCCGACGAAAUCAAGAUUAGGUAUACAUCAAGCAAUCUGAUCCCACGCUCGCACCCAUCGUGCAUCACCGAUCUAAGGUACGCACAUGUCAUCGAUCGAAUUAUUCCAGCCGGCUCACGCUCCUCUAAGAAAUCUAGUAAUCGACUCUCAGUCCUUCAGCGUGCGUCGUUAUUCACAAUCCAUUGGGUAGAUUCAUUCUUUGGUCAACAGUUUCUUCUCAAUUGUUUGGCGAGAAUCAUCGAUCCUCUUCACAAUCGUUCAGCCCCCUUCAUUCAUUCAGGUAUGACACCGGCCCUUUCAUUCUUUUAGUUCACAUCUUAUACAUCCCUUCAUUCUUAAAGUUGUUGUUCCUAAAUUUAUGCAUUGGGGCAUGAUUCUAUAUCCAAAAAGCAGUUUUGAAUGGUUUGACGGUAUGAAUUUUAUUUUCUGAGUCUUUUGUGUGAAGUAAUGUGUUAAAUAGGUUGAAUUGAAGAAAUAUAAUGGUGAUUU
This is a messenger RNA of Cuscuta campestris, 2195 nucleotides long. The record is from the annotation of a GenBank genome assembly. Lineage: Eukaryota; Viridiplantae; Streptophyta; Magnoliopsida; Solanales; Convolvulaceae.